AUGGGCGACAUGGCAUACGAUUACCGUUGGAAAGUGGUUCUCCUGGGCGACUCGACAGUUGGCAAGUCAAAUCUCGCAAGUCAAUUCAACCAAGGCGAAUUCCAUGCCGACUCCAGUCCAACAAUUGGCGUGAAGCCCACCAACAAAAUGGUGCAAUGCAACUCCAAGACCAUCAAAGUCAACCUCUGGGACACAGCCGGCCAAGAGAGAUACCGGGCACCCGUUCCUUAUUAUAACGAAGCGGUAGCUGUGAUGUUAGUCUAUGAUGUAACCAACCGCCAGAGUUUUGAGAAUGCCGCACGCUGGUUGCAAGAGGUUCGAGAUCACGGGGAGCCUGAAAUUGUCGUCAUGCUCGUGGGGAACAAAACAGACCUGGAGCGUAGAAGGGCUGUGACGACGGAAGAGGGCAAGAGAUUUGCUAAACUUGAGAAACUUCUGUUUAUCGAAACUUCAGCUCAGGAUAACACUCGAGUUGAGCUUGCCUUCAAGACUCUUCUAAACGGUAUGGCUGAUCCCUUCUGA
Molecule: messenger RNA, 522 nt
Organism: Fusarium subglutinans
Lineage: Eukaryota; Fungi; Ascomycota; Sordariomycetes; Hypocreales; Nectriaceae
Exons: 4
Coding region: 1-522 (173 amino acids)
Cellular component (GO): endosome
Molecular function (GO): GTP binding; GTPase activity
Source: RefSeq, a predicted model, not a curated record